GUGCGCAUGCGCGACGGCGGCGGCGAAGGGGCGUCGGGCCCACUUCCCGCAGUUGUCCGGCUGUGGCGGCCGCCGCGGCGGGAUGGUGUAGUCGUCGCGGGAGGGGCGGGCUAAGCCGGCGAACGGGCUCCGGCGCCACGGCUGCGCGCUGAGGGGCCGUCGCCGCCCGCCGCGGGUGCGGGGCGCCGUCAUGGAGGCCCGCGGGGUGCUGGACGAGUUCACGGCGCCCGCCGCGAAGGCGGCGCUGCUAGAGCGGAGCCGCAGUCGCAUCGAGGGCCUAUUCGGCGUGAGCCUGGCCGUGCUGGGCGCGCUGGGCGCCGAGGAGCCGCUGCCCGCCCGCAUUUGGCUGCAGCUGCGCGGCGCGCCAGGCGCGGUGCACAGCGCCAAGGAGUACAUCAAAGGCAUCUGCGAGCCUGAACUGGAGGAAAGAGAGUACUACCCCAAGGCCAUGCACUGUGUUUUUGUUGGGGCGCACAGUCUGUUUCUGAAGAGCUUGAUCCAGGACACUUGUGCAGACCUCUGUGUACUGGACAUUGGCCUUCUUGGUAUCAGAGGAAGCGCAGAGGCUGUGGUCAUGGCCAGGAGCCACAUUCAGCAGUUUGUGAAACUCUUUGAGAACAAUGAGAACCUGCCCAGCAGUCAGAAAGACUCAGAGGUAAAAAGGGAAUUCAAGCAAUUUGUUGAAUCUUGGGCAGACAAUUACACAAUGGAUUUGUUGAUUUUGCCUACUUCCUUGAAAAAAGAGCUUUUGAGUCUCACCCAAGGCGAGGAGAAUCUAUUUGAAACCAGAGGCGAAGAGGUUGUUGAAAUUGGAGAUGCUCGGCAAACAGAAUUUGCACAGAAUGCUACUGUAGAACUGAGUGUUUCUGGAGAUGAAACUGUUGCGCAGGAAGAUGCACGAAAUGAAGCUCGGACUCCUGUUUCUGAGCUCACAGAACAAAUGGACACCGUCUUUUCCAGUUCACCAGCUAUACCUUCUGUACAGCCUGUGAAUGGUCUAAACCCCGCUGAAGGGGCCCUUUCCAAAGAGAGAGUUUGUUACAAAAGGAGAUUCUCUGAUUCAGAGGAAAGACGCACCAAAAAGCAGUUUUCCUUAGAAAAUGUUCAAGAGGAAGAACUUUCACAUCAUGGCAAGCCAUCAGCUGGAAAUGUAAUCAUUGACCUCUCUGACUCUUCUGUGAACUCUGAAAAUUUAAGUCUGGAUGGGAAAGACGCUACCGAGGAGAUGGAAUACAAUAUCCUUGUAAACUUUUUUAAAACCAUGGGCUAUUCCGAAGAAAUUGUCACAAAGGUAAUUAGGGAGUAUGGGCCUUCUACUGAACCGUUACUGCUCUUGGAAGAAAUUGAAAAAGAAAAUAAACGGUUCCAAGAAGACAAAGAAUGUUCACCCAGUGCCAUGUAUCCAGAUACUACUAAAACCAGAAGUAAAGGUGUUUGUGGCAGCUUGAAUGAAUUCACAGCAAAUUCCACUCCAAAGAAGACAGGGGCUUAUACGCAACAAAGUACAAUAGAGAAGUUUUCUCAGUUACCAUUCAAAGUAGAAGCUAAACCAAACUGCAAAAAUAGUACUUUCAGGACAGUGCCAGUGGGACAGAAACAUGAAAUCCAGGGUUCACACCAGAGCUGUGUGUAUAAUUCAGACCUAGAAACCGACGGCCUUUUACCCUCUGUCGCCUCACUAAGUCCCAAAGAUGUCAAUUUUGUUUCGAGGGGAGCUUCAGGUCACCAGCCUAGAAUUCCAGUUUUUCAUGAAAAUGGUUUACAGCAGCAAGCAGAAACCUUGGUUCCGAAUAAUCUGAAACCUGCCUGUGAAAAGCCUUUGGGGUCCUGCAACUCCCCUCAAUCUAAGCUGAACUGCCCGCCCCUUUCACCAACCAUGCCACUGCCCCUGCUCCCCCCCUCAGUUAGCGAGGCAAGAUUGGUAGCCCCGUCGGAUCAUAUCGAUUCCUCAGUGACUGGGGUCCAGCGGUUUCGAGAUACUCUGAAAGUACCCUACAAGCUGGAAUUAAAAAAUGAGCCAGGAAGAGCAGAUCUGAAGCACAUCGUCAUAGACGGGAGCAAUGUUGCCAUCACCCAUGGUCUGAAAAAGUUCUUUUCUUGUCGUGGGAUUGCAAUUGCAGUGGAGUAUUUUUGGAAGCUUGGCAACAGAAACAUCACUGUGUUUGUUCCUCAGUGGAGAACAAGACGAGACUCCAAUGUCACAGAACAGCACUUCCUCACCCAGCUCCAGGAGCUUGGAAUAUUAUCUCUAACUCCUGCUCGGAUGGUCUUUGGAGAAAGAAUUGCAUCUCACGAUGACAGGUUUCUGCUACAUUUAGCGGACAAAACUGGUGGCAUAAUUGUAACAAACGAUAACUUCAGAGAAUUUGUGACUGAGUCAAUCUCCUGGAGAGAAAUUAUUACAAAAAGGUUGCUGCAGUACACCUUCGUGGGAGACAUAUUUAUGGUUCCUGACGACCCUCUGGGAAGAAGUGGACCUCGACUGGAAGAGUUUCUUCGGAAGGAGGUCUCGCUUAGAGACAUGCAGCCCCUGCUCAGCGCCCUGCCCAAGGUGGGCAUGUUUGACCCCGGACUCAGAGGCCCUGCCCAGCCAGCCAGUGCCAGCCACCAGCCUCCAGCCCGGACCCAGGGAGCAAGCCCGGGCCCCUGGCUCCCUCAGCAGCCCCGCUUCCUGCUCCUGCCCAGCCUGCCCCUGCCUACACAGAGGUCUCCUGUGGAGACCAGCGAGCUGAGGGAGGCCCUGCUGAAAAUCUUCCCCGACUCUGAGCAGAGGCUGAAAAUCGACCAGAUCCUGGCGGCCCACCCGUAUAUGAAGGACUUGAACGCGCUCUCUGCCAUGGUGUUGGACUGAGGCUGUCGCCAGCACCAAGGUUGCGCACGCCAGGAGCCCUCACUGGAGAUGCCUUCCCAGGUAGACGCCUUUGCAUAGGGAACAGAAAAGAAGGUGUGUGUACAGACACCCUGGAGUUCAAAACCAGCUUUUUUCUAUAAAUUAUGCUGCUAUUACAGAUCUCACAUUUUCUGUAAGAGAAAAGUAUACGUUUUCUGCCUGUUCAAACUGUUUACUAGCAGUUACUCUUUGGUGUAUUUACAUUUUUAUGUUUUUUAAAACUAUUUUCCUUGAAGCGGAUAUUGACAAAUGGAUCUGGUUCGUCUUUCUAAAUAAAAGAGUUGCUUUCUUAAGGAAAGCAGUAGCUCUUAAAAGUAUAUUUUCUUGAGGUGAAUGUGUCCUGUCCACUGACCUGGAGUGCUCCCUGCCCACUUGCCUUGGGUGUAUGUCAGUGUGCUCCUGUGGGAUCUCCCGUUGGAGCUGUUUGGGAGAGUGGACAAGUGGUGCCACUAGGUGGCACUUUGUGCCUGGCCACUGUUCAUGCCCAGGGCCGAGUCACAUUAUCUGGGUGGGCGACUCCAGUGCCACAGGAUUGGAGCGGAGGCCCAGCACAGGCCUUCCUGGUACCCCCAGGCCAUGCUCCUCACCCAAGGCUGCAGCCUCCAUGUACCGGGCUCAGAGUCCUGUUUGCGUCUCAGGAGACUGCACAGGGUUGAGGGCUUCAGCGCAGAGCCCUGGCCGAGGGGUGUGCCCCACGGUGGGGUUUGCAUAGCUUUGCCAAAAAUGUUUUCUAUUCUCAAGAUGACGCAAGCCAGUAAAUAGCAUCAGCAGCUUCAUGGGGGCCAAAGCCUUCUAUUUAUUUAUUUUCUGGUGUUUGUACCUUCCGUGUUGUGAGCAGCUCUUCCCGAGUCUUUCUUAGAACCGAUCCUGUUAGUGGUGUCCACUUUGGUGUUGCUCCAGUCCUGUGCCAGUGAGGUUCUUCCCUGAUGGUUCCUGACAUCUGUACACUCAUCCGGGCCUUCAAAGGGCUUUGUGCUCCACUCACACGCUCUCUCUGGCUGCUCACAGUGGCCUCGUGUCUGCCCCAUGGACCGUGUCUCCUGGGCCUAGGAGCAGUGGCCAUGGACUUGGUGCUGGCCUGUCCUUCAUGGUGUGGGCCCCAGGUGGCAUUCCAGAUUGUGCCCAGGCCAUGUGCUGUUGGUUCUGUGUGGCCCCUGCAGCCCUAGGAAGCUGACUCCGAGCCCUCUGUGCAAGCAAACUUGUGUUUUGGUCACGUUUUUUUCCAGGUGCCCGGGUGCACAUCCUGAAGCAGAAGUCAUCGGUUGCUGCUUCAGGCCCUGUGACCUGCGAGGUGUGGACUCGAGUCAGAGGUUGCAGGCAUUCCAGGGAAGUGGCCUGAGCCAUGGUCCCCAUCCCAGGCUGUGUUUGACCCCCUGGCCUAGGAUUCAUCCUGGAGACAGACUGCCAGCUAGGGCCGGCCAGUGGAGGGCCCGUUGUCUCUUGGGCUCCAGAAGCAAUUUGAGCUGGACCUGAGUCCUGUGAGCUUGGUAUUCUUAGUAUUGUUUCAGAGAUAGGCUCGUCGCCUUCCCUCUCGGACAUGGGAGGGGAGAAGAGUAGGUAGGGAGAAUACAGAGGGACAUUAAUCAUUUCUUACAUUACUGUGAGAAGCCUAACUCCCAGUUCUUUCUGAGAUACAUUGUGUUUACUUUAAUGUUUAAAGACCCGGCUAUCCAACCAUUGAAGGCGAACUAUCCUCAGCUGCUUCUUCUCGGACCUGCCUUUGCUGGUGGGCGUGGAAGAUGUUCCUGCCCUUCCAGGUGGCCCCUGCCCUCUCCGUGCAGGUGCCUGCCUGCCCUCCCAGCAUUUGGUGUUGAGCCCUCAGCCUCCUUGUGAGGGGCUGCAGGGCGGGGCCCAGGCUGCUGCCUCUGGGAGGGAAAGGAUCUUCUCGGUGCAGACACCCUGGGCUGGCAGCCAGGAGUGAGAGCAGGCCUCACAGCCCUUCUGGGCGAUGGUCUGGACGUCGGGAAGACUUGCCGUGUUGCCGGGAGUGGGGUCGGACUUGUGGGCUUACCACGGGCACUGAGUCUCUACUUCUCCUCCGAGCUUCCUGUCCUUGCCUGUCCUUCCGGGGUCCUGAGCCCCUCAGGCCUACAUCUCCUCAGUGUAAUUUAUUUAUUUAAUCAUAACUGCUCACCUCCUUUUCUGCGUGAUCUACCUCUCCAUUACCCUGCGCCCCCACGUAUACAUGUGUGCAUAUACACACCUCUGGUUUUAAUAGUACUGGGCGUUGAACCCAAGGCCUACACACUGAGCUACAUCCCCAGCCCUUCAAAAAAGUGUUUUAAGUAUUUUUGACACUGCCAGGUAUGGUAGUGUAUGCCUGUAAUGUCAGCACUUGUGAGGCUGAGGCAGGAGGAUCACUGUGAGAUCAAGACCAGUCUGGCCUACAUAGCGAGACCCUGUUUUAAAAAAAUUUUUUUUUUCUUUGAAACAAGUUCUUACUAAGUUGCUAAGUUAUCAAAGAUGGGCUCAAACUCAAGACUCUCCUGCCUCAGCCCUUAGAGUGCUAGGUUACAUGUCAGCAUUGACUGCAUUGGGUACUGUUGACUUUGCUGUCAACAUUUCUUUCCCUUCUGGAUGUUCUUUGUUCCUUUUUUUCGUUUUACAAGUCCUUAGCCCCUCUGUUUCUUAGCAGUCGGUCGUCAAACUACGGGCCUCUGUAGGAGUCAGGGUGGAGGUAGUACCUCUUGCUGGAGACGCAGAGUGUUUGGCCUCCAGAAGAGCUCAGCGUGGAGCCCUUUCCUAUUCCGUUCCGGCGGCCCUGGACCACGCUUUGAGAAACCCACCUGCCUCGGUGGUCCACGCUCUCCAAGCCCGACUCUGCUGCGGCAACCCAUAGUCCAUCAUAACCCAUGGAGCCCCCAACUCCCCUGCCUCUGCUCUGAGCGCUCCAUGUACUCAUGCACCUCCCCCCCCACCCCCACCCCCGUGUUCCUGUGCUUGUGCACCAGCCCCCCAGCGCUCGCCCACGUGCUCAGACGGGUCUUCCUUUCCCUGGGCCACCAGCGGCUCCCAUCACACCCCUGCUGCCCACGCCUUGAGUGCCCCUCUGGACCCUUCCCCAGAUGCCCACUGAGCCACUCAGAUCUCCUCCGCAGAGCCUGCUGGCCCUUCCGUGCCCCUGCCCAGUGCUGAGCAGACCAGCCUUGUGGUGUCGUGUGGCCUGUGUGACCUCCCUCUAGACUGUGAGCUCCUCGCGGGCAGGCCGUCUGUGCACGCUGUACCCCACGCACCGAGCACAGUGCCUUGCACUUGACAGGUGCUCAAUAAAUGUUUGCUAAGUGA
Molecule: messenger RNA, 6175 nt
Organism: Cavia porcellus (domestic guinea pig)
Lineage: Eukaryota; Metazoa; Chordata; Mammalia; Rodentia; Caviidae
Gene: N4bp1
Product: NEDD4 binding protein 1
Exons: 7
Coding region: 191-2851 (886 amino acids)
Biological process (GO): negative regulation of proteasomal ubiquitin-dependent protein catabolic process; negative regulation of protein ubiquitination
Cellular component (GO): PML body; nucleus
Source: RefSeq, a predicted model, not a curated record